AUGUCUACCCCUCGUGAGGCCGGACCCAGAAGUGCACUCUUUCGCCCCGGACCGAGACGUGCUCCCGCGCCUCGCCACACCCUGCUGCCGAUGGCAUUCAGGAUCAUUCCGAUCAACCGGAUCACGCGCCAAAUCACGGAAAACGGCACCGUCAUCCCCGACGGUCCCAAGAUCGCGCGCAAGGCGCGCUUCGUCAUCCAGGAUGCCUUGGAGAACGGCACCUUCCCGUCGUCAAUUGAGAUGGCACUCACCAAGCUGGUCUCCAACUUCAACUACCUCUGGGGUUGGACUCGUUUCCAGGAUAAGCAGCUCGAAGUCACCGUUGGGCUGCUGAAUGAGAUGAUGGCUGUUUUGAAGGAGCAUCAGCAACAGUUGGAGGAGGAGGGUGUUCAGCCCAACUGA
Sordaria macrospora k-hell is the source of this 402-nucleotide messenger RNA. RefSeq lists its product as uncharacterized. NCBI's taxonomy places the organism in Eukaryota, Fungi, Ascomycota, Sordariomycetes, Sordariales, Sordariaceae. The record is from RefSeq and is a predicted model, not a curated record.